AUGUGUCAACGCGCAAUUGCGCAGCUAUAGGAACCCCCGAGCGCCCCGCUAGAACAAACCUCCCGCUGUGACCCCGUUCCCAUCGAUCGAACUUCCACAGCUCCUCAUGAUAUCCAGGUGAGCAUUCUCUCCGUGAGACCCCCGCGCGCGCAUCUUGGCCGCUGCUGGAGGAACCGCGUCGUUCAGUGAACACAUUGGGAGCCCGGGGAGGCGGUUUACAAUGCAUUGGACUCACAUCUGCCAACUCAUCACGACAGUUUGCAUCAGGACAGUGGAUGCACUCGUCAGAAGUCUGGAUAUUUGAGCGGAGGCACUAUGGACGCAGCGGACGCAGUCGCUUCCGUGUUGGUUCUGGGGAUUAUUUUCGUGUCGCUGCUGUCCAACGCUGUGGUGCUGAUCUGCUUUCUGCACAACCCGGAGAUCCGCAAACAGGUGCCCGGUCUCUUCAUUCUCAACUUGACGUUUUGCAACCUGUUGCUGAGCGUGUCCAACAUGCCCGUAACUCUCGUCGGGCUAAUCACCACGGGCCACCCCGGAGGCAGCGGCUUCUGCCAACUUGUUGGUUUCCUCGACACUUUCCUCACCACAAACUCAAUGCUGAGCAUGGCAGCCCUCAGCAUCGACCGAUGGUUAGCGGUUGUCUUCCCAAUGAGCUACAACUCGAGAAUGCGGCACCGGGAUGCGGUGAUGGCGCUGGGAUACACCUGGAUUCACUCACUUUGCUUCUCCAUAGUUGCCACCUGCCGCUCCUGGGUCGGGUACCACCACCUUUACGCGUCGUGCACUCUCUGCACCGCCAGGGCGAAGGGAGCCGGCACCCAGUUCAUCAUUUUCACCGUGGCUCUGCACUCGUUCACUUUCCUCCUGACGCUGAUCGUGUUGUGUGUUACUUACCUAAAAGUGUUGAAAGUCGCAAGGUUUCACUGUAAACGCAUCGACGUGAUCACCAUGCAGACGUUGGUGCUGCUGGUGGACAUUCAUCCCAGGGUGCGGCAGAAAUGCUUGAAUGAGCAGAGGCGGAGGAGGCAGAGGGCCACCAAGAAGAUCAGUACCUUCAUCGGCACAUUUGUACUGUGCUUCAGCCCGUACGUCAUUACAAGAAUUGUAGAGCUCUUCUGCAAAGGGCCCAUAAGCCCUUACUGGGGAGUGCUGUCCAAAUGUUUGGCCUACAGCAAGGCAGCAAGUGACCCGUUUGUCUACUCCCUGCUGCGCCACCAGUACAGGAAGACCUUCAGCUUUCUGGCCAACAAAGUCCUCAAGAGGAGUCCCCUCAACUCCUCCUCCCUCGUGAUGGAGAACAACGCAGGGCAGAGCAACAAUAACAUCAACACAACCAACAGCAUCCAGGCACCUACCAACAAGCUGCAGUGAAGGUCAUCUCUUUCAGAGAGUACUUUACCAAGCUAAAGUUGGCUUGGAUUUGAGUACUGUAUGACCAUACAUUGACCUCUCUUUGAUGGUUUCAUGUCAAAUUGAACAAGCGUUUUCAUAAUAACUUGAUGAAGGACUAUAUUAGUUUUUUUUUUCCCUGUCAAAGAAUCCUGUGAAAAGACCCAAACCAACGAUUGCAAUCGGCCCCAAUCUUAUUUGCUCCUUCAGAGGACACAAGUCUUAAACACAGGUCACUAAUGAAUAAUGACCAUAGCUCCAAUAGCUCUAUGACACGGAAUAAUUUAUACGGUUUAUAAGUUAUACGGCUUUGGCGAUACAGGAAAUAGCUGUCAGUUGAGAUAAUAUGUUGAAAAACAUAGAAUAUCACUUACCUUAUCCGUAAUAAAACAUUAUAUGACCACUUUUGUCGGUUGCGUGUGUAAGUUGUCAGGGCAUUAAAUAUUUUAGUAGAAGGGGUAAAAUGUAUUUUUCUGCAGAGAAUGGGGAUUUCUAAUGAGUUACAGUAGUCAGUAGCGCACUCGUUAAUUUGUGACAAUUCGCCUGUGUAACAUGGAAAGCAACAUUACUGUGACUCAUUUUAUCAAUUGAGUAAUUUACAACAGAAGAAGAAGAGACUAGAUCAACCUCAAAAAUUCACACCACAUGAGCAUGCGCUCACUUAGAUCGUUCAGCAGGUCUUAUUCAUGGACUAACCAGACAUUACUCAAAUUGGCGCAGUUGUAAAAAACACUUUAACUGAAUGGCUGAAUGUCACGAUUGAAAUUCAAGCACAACCUCUCACAUCAUUAGUGAUCCACUGUUUGAAGUAUUGAUUGUGAUCAAGGAAUGAUUCAAAACAGAUGAUAAUUUUAGCAGUAGAGUCAUGUUGUAGAGACCCAAGUGGUGAAGAAAUACUGUGUGUUGUAUCUGUGAGGCCUGAGUUCUAAAGUUCCUUUUGGACUAUAUGAUCACUCUCAUUCAAUCAAAACACAAAAGAGGAGACCUUUCCUUGACCCUGUCAUUUUCUUGGUAAUCUGUGGUGUGGUCAGGUGUGCAGAUAUAGUUUGAGUUUGGUCAAAAAUGUGGGAAUCAAUUAGGUAAUAUUUUUGUGUGUGAUACCACCUCAUUGAAUAGUUUAAUCUGGGAAAACAGGGUGAAAUAUUGUUUGAAUGCUGUAGCCACUACACUUGUGAUGUGUAAUCAAAAUUCGAGCUCAUGACAUAUGAGCAGCUGUGCGACGCCUGGAAUAUAAAAAUGAUUCAUUUUGACAGCCCUGGCAAAUCAGGUUGUUGUACUUGUAUUUUGCUGGGACAGUAUAAAAGCCUUUAAUGGCAUAAAAAUGUAUUUAUUUUUGUCAAAACUGUGUCAGAUUUUGUGUUAAAUGUUUAUGAUUAUAUUGAAAUAAAUGCUGUGCAUUUUGACAAU
Messenger RNA from Scophthalmus maximus (turbot), 2796 nucleotides. RefSeq names its product G-protein coupled receptor 26-like. The transcript has 3 exons. Gene Ontology annotation, cellular component: membrane. The record is from RefSeq and is a predicted model, not a curated record. Lineage: Eukaryota; Metazoa; Chordata; Actinopteri; Pleuronectiformes; Scophthalmidae. Gene Ontology annotation, biological process: adenylate cyclase-activating G protein-coupled receptor signaling pathway. The coding region runs from base 316 to 1371 and encodes 351 amino acids. Gene Ontology annotation, molecular function: G protein-coupled receptor activity.